GCAGAACGCCUGUUAAAUCCGACGCAAUGAUGCGAUUGGCUGUCUUUGGUGUUUUCCUUCUAGCGCUUAGUGGCUCCCGGGGUGAUGAGGUGCGUCAAUGGCCCACUUCGCUAGCUCUCAACGUACGAGGAUCAGCUGAAGUGAACUGUGUGCAGGAAGGAACGCUUCGCGAUAACAUGCUCUGGUAUCGUCAAUCCGCUAACGGAAGCUUCACUUUAAUCGGCUACACAGACUUAGCAGGAAAAGCUCACUAUGAAGAAGGUUUCAAGAGCGGCUUUCCUAUUACAAGGACAAUGGAAAAUAAAAAAUCUACUUUGAAGAUUGACAGCGUUAAACUCACGGACAGUGCAAUUUAUUUCUGUGCAGCUAGCACAUCGCUUCAUAGUCACCGACGUGGUAUCUGGGGAGAAGAAUCGCAUCUCCGAAUUUCCAACAGUCAGUUAAACACAGAAAAAACAUGUGCUGUUAGUACUGCCACAAUACGAAACACAUUUUUCACAAUCAUAGAUCCAUACGUGAUUGUUGUUAAAUGGCAACAAAUUGCUUUGAUUAGAAUUGAUCAUUGUGCAGGAAGCAUCGUUUAUUUCGGCGAAGGAACAAAGUUAACAGUUUUGGAAUAUGAUGUUAAGGAUCCUGUCAUCACUAUCUAUGGACCCUCUCCAGAAGAGCUUAAAGUCAAAAAGAAGGCAACUAUCGUAUGCCUAGUAACUGCCUUCUAUCCUGACAAUAUCAAAAUCCUCUGGUUUCUUGAUAACGCUGAAUUAUUGCCCACUGAUGUGCGUGUUCAGACUGACCACAAUUCCAUGUUAGAAGAUGGAAACAAAUCUUACAGCAUCAGCAGUCGGAUCAGAUUGUCGGUUAAAGAUUGGGUCCGGUACGAAAAUUUUGAGUGCAAAGUGGAUCACUAUCAACAAGGAACAGAAAAGAAAACAAAAACAGCAGCUUUACCCAUCAAAGCUGAAAUCUGCGGUACAAGUAAAGAAGACAAAAUCCACAGCAUGGAUGCAGGAAAAUUGACGUACCUGAUAUUGACUUGCAAAAGUGUCUUUUAUGGAAUAUUCAUCUCAAUAAUUGCUUGGAAAACUAAGACAUCUUACAGCAAAAGAUUUGACUGAUUAUCACAAAGCAAUGAAGACAAUGAACAGAUGAAUAGCAGAACAUAUGGACGAGAGGGAGAAGCAAGAAAAAUGAAUAUUGUGUUUAUCUAUGGGGUGAAUUUGAUCCACCUCACCACUGUAAAAAUAAGCACAAUAACACUGUGGAAGAUGAAUGAAGGACAUUUAUACAUCAGCUUAUCAUUUUCUGCUGAAAUAAAUCUUUUCAGGGUCUUGAUAUGUCUUUGCUUUCUUGGGUCUGAAUAGGUUAACUUUUGAAGAAUACAUAAAAUUUUUCCAGUUUUUUGUGUUUACUUAUCCAUUAUCCAUUAUCUUUAAAACUUCAUAGAGAAUCAUAGAACUCUUAAAUCAAAAUGGAAAACCAAUCGGCCAAACAUGAAAAUACAGAUAUCCUUGAAAUUUUUAUUACAAGACCAUUUUUUACAAUUAAUUUCAGCUUUCCCAUUUUUUGUGUGAAACUACAUCACACACCUCCUGUGUCAGUCUAUUAAACUAUGUAUAUUGUUAAGCAAAAUGGCAGAUUGUAACUCAAAUCUUGUUUAAAGCAACUCUUAUCUCUUAAAGUACAAACUGUUAUUGCUUUCUUUAGAUUUCAUCUUAUCAGUUGCUGAAACUGAGAUCCACAUUGUCCAUUAUUUUUCAUUAGUUUCUCAGUAAAUCAGUUAUUGACAGUUUUCUCAUGAUUUUGUCCUUUACUCAUUUCUAUGUUU
This is a messenger RNA of Stegostoma tigrinum, 1825 nucleotides long. RefSeq lists its product as uncharacterized. NCBI's taxonomy places the organism in Eukaryota, Metazoa, Chordata, Chondrichthyes, Orectolobiformes, Stegostomatidae. The record is from RefSeq and is a predicted model, not a curated record. The transcript has 8 exons. The coding region runs from base 27 to 1115 and encodes 362 amino acids.